UGAUUGAAAACAGGAAUGGUUUGGCUCAUGAAGAGAAAAAAACUGAACGUAAUUAUCUGUACUUUAGAUACGAGAUGCUGCUGUUAUUCAGUCUGACGGCCGCUGCGAUCUACUUGGUAGUAAAAUAUUAUCGUGCCAAUAGGCGACCCUUCGUGGAGAAAGCGGAGAAGAUCCCUGGACCGCCAACCCUGCCGCUGAUUGGAAAUGCUCUGGAGUUCGGCACCAGCACCAAACAGUUUUUCGACUAUCUGUUGUGGCUGACUCGGACGCACGGGCCGAUUGCUCGUGUCUGGGUGGGGCCGGUACUGGCUGUCCUUCUAGCUGAUCCCAGAUACAUCGAGGCAGUGCUGGGCAGCAGCAGGAUUAUAGACAAAUCCAUACUUUACAAGUUCGGGGAGCCGUGGCUAGGACAGGGCAUGUUGACCAACACAGGGUCGGUAUGGAGGAGGCAUCGCAAGAUCAUCGUGCCCGCGUUCCACAUCAAGAUCCUGGACAAGUUCGUAAACACGUUCAAUGCAAACUCCAAGAUCCUGCUGGAACGUCUGGAACGGCACGCGGGCGGUCCUGGCUUCGAUAUAUACCCCUACAUGAAUUUCAUCACUCUGGACAUCAUCUGUGAAUCUGCAAUGGGAGUGAAGAUUAAUGCCCAGCUCGACAACUCCUCGGAUUACGUGAACGCUGUGCAGAUUUUGGGCGAUGCCAUGUUCCUUCGUGCAUUCAUGCCGUGGCUUCACCUGGACUCGACUUUCGCCCUCUCGUCUCUGGGUCGGUUGCAAAAGAAGUGUCUUAAGGUCCUUCACGGUAUGACCAAGAGAGUUAUCAGGAGUCGAAAGGCGCAGAUCCUGAACAAUAACGAGACGGAGCCGCGACAGACCGAUUCUGACUCCACAGGGGUGAAGCAAAGAUACGCCUUCCUGGACCUGAUGAUUCAAGCAAUGAAGGACGGCGCCACUCUCACUGACCAAGAGCUGCAGGAAGAAGUGGACACAAUCAUGUUGGCAGGCCACGACACAACAACAUCCGCCCUCAGCUUCAGCUGCUGGUGCCUGGCCGAGCACCCAGACGUCCAGGAAAGGGUAAUUUCGGAGAUAAGAGAUAUAUUUGGCGACUCGACCCGCGACGCGACCUUUCGUGACCUUCAGGAGAUGAAGUACCUGGAGCAGGUCAUCAAGGAGACACUGAGGAUUUUCCCCAGCGUGCCUAUGUUCGGAAGAGUUGUUACCGAGGAUCUGCCCAUGGGUGAGUACAUCCUUCCUGCUGGCACGAAUAUAGGAUUCAACCCUUACAUGUUACACCGGAACCCUGAAUAUUUUCCGGACCCGGAGAAGUUUGAUCCAGACAGAUUCCUGCCGGAAAACUGCCAAGGAAGGCACCCGUACUGCUACAUACCAUUCAGUGCUGGCCCGAGAAACUGUUUAGGCAUGAAGUUCGCUAUGUCAGAGAUGAAGGCGGUGCUGUCAGCUAUACUGAGGAGGUAUAAGAUCUUGCCAGCGAGCCCCCCACACAAGCUGGACCUCACGGUUGUCCUCGUCCUGAAGUCCCUGACAGGAGUUGUACUGAGGCUCCAGCCCCGGAUUCCAGAUGCUGCCACCAGGUGUGCUAAUGAACACUGAACGGGAACGCAGCGGGCCGCUUCAUUAGACACGGGCCAAGUGUUCAGUCACCACAUGAAGGACUGAGCAACAGUUUUUGAAUUUUAAAUAUUUUAUAUUACAGGUAUAAUUCUGUUAUUGAAAUCAAGUGUUUCUUUGCCUUGGAGCGUGUGUGAAAUAAUUAACAAUAGGACAAGAGCUUUUCUG
Cryptotermes secundus is the source of this 1799-nucleotide messenger RNA. Its product is annotated as cytochrome P450 4C1. Gene Ontology annotation, molecular function: monooxygenase activity; oxidoreductase activity, acting on paired donors, with incorporation or reduction of molecular oxygen; heme binding. The coding region runs from base 75 to 1613 and encodes 512 amino acids. Lineage: Eukaryota; Metazoa; Arthropoda; Insecta; Blattodea; Kalotermitidae. The record is from RefSeq and is a predicted model, not a curated record. The transcript is spliced from 12 exons.